Molecule: messenger RNA, 1169 nt
Organism: Cucumis sativus (cucumber)
Lineage: Eukaryota; Viridiplantae; Streptophyta; Magnoliopsida; Cucurbitales; Cucurbitaceae
Product: PLASMODESMATA CALLOSE-BINDING PROTEIN 3
Exons: 4
Coding region: 190-807 (205 amino acids)
Source: RefSeq, a predicted model, not a curated record
UUACAUUACCCUCUGAAAAGCCACUGCCUUUAUUUUGUAUUGAACAUACCCUUCCACUUCAGGGUUUUUUUACAUUUUCACUCUUGAACUCACUUUCUCUCCUCCCUUUUUUCUCUACCCUUCUCUAUUUCUGUGUGUGGUAGUGAGGGAGCUUUCUUCUGGCCACUAUCUGAUCUGUGCUUUGUAAUCAUGUCCUGGGUUAUGCCUGCUUUAGCUAUUGGGCUUCUUAUUCUAGCCAUGACUGGCCAUUCAAGUGCAACGUGGUGUGUUUGUAGGGAUGGAUUGCCUGAUACAGUUCUCCAAAAGACACUGGACUUUGCUUGUGGAGCUGGGGCUGACUGUGUCCCUAUUCAUCAAAAUGGGGGCUGUUACCUUCCCAACACUGUUAAGGCUCAUUGUUCCUUUGCUACUAAUAGCUACUUUCAGAGGAAGGGUCAAGCUCCAGGUUCCUGUGAUUUUUCUGGCACGGCAGCGGUCACCACUUCUGACCCGAGCAUUUCAGGUUGUGCUUAUCCUUCUAGCGCCAGCCCUGUAAACAGUGGCACUAUUCCAGUAACUGGGACUCCAACCACCACCAACCCGGGCAAUGGAUUAACUCCCACAACCAACACCCCAUUUGGUUCUACAACACCCACCGGCGUCCUCGGCGGUAACGGAUUUGGUAGUGGCAACAACAAUGGUCUAGAACCAUCAGGGGUUGGCGGGAUGAACACAGACUACAACAGCGGAUCAAGACUCCAACUCACUCUAAUUGCCAAUGUAGUUGGUUUCUUAUUCACUCUCUUGUUAUGUGGGCAUAUGGUUUGAUGGAAUUUUCUUUUAUUUUUGAAACAGUUGUGGUUAUGGUUGGUGAAGUGAAGGGUCAGAUUGGAUUCCAAAAUGCAGGAUGGUAGCAUGUGAUGUUCCUGUUCUUAGUGUACUGCUUUUUUUUCUUACUCUUAGACAGCUUUGUUUUGUUUGUUUGUUUUCUUCCUUCACUCUCUUUACUCUUUUCCCACUUGGUACCCAAAAGAAAGAAGAGAAGAAAAAUUGGGCUCAUUCUUUUUUUUUCUCUUAUUAUGGAUUUUUGUUGCUCUAGUGGUGGGACCCAUAGAAUAGUCUUUUUCUUCUAUUCUCUCUCUGUAUAUGCUAACUUUAUCAGAUCUAAAAUGGUGGCCAUGUUCAUUAAA